AUGGCAUCUGAAUCUACCAUGAAGUCCCCCAUUUGUUUAGUGGAAAACUGGAAUGAGCAACUGACAGUGAAUUCAGAAGCCUUGAGGAUUCUUGACAAGAUAUGUCAACCUGUGGUGGUGGUGGCCAUUGUAGGGACAUAUCGUACGGGGAAAUCCUACCUCAUGAAUCAACUUGCAGGACAGAACCAUGGCUUCCCUCUGGGUUCCACAGUGAGGGCUGAGACCAAGGGUAUCUGGAUGUGGUGUGUGCCCCACCCCAGCAAGCCAAACCACACCCUGGUCCUCCUGGACACUGAGGGCCUGGGGGAUGUGGAAAAGGGUGACCCUAAGAAUGACUCCUGGAUCUUUGCCCUGGCUGUGCUUCUCAGCAGCACAUUUGUCUACAACAGCAUGGGCAUCAUCGACCAACAUGCCCUGGAGCAGCUACACUAUGUGACUGAACUAACAACACUAAUCAGGGCAAAAUCUGACCCCACACCAGAUGAAGUAGAGGACUCCUCUGAGUUUGUAAGAUUCUUUCCAGACUUUGUUUGGACUGUUCGAGAUUUCACACUGGAACUGAAGUUGGAUGGACACCCCAUCACAGAAGAUGAGUACCUGGAGAAUGCUUUGAAGCUGAUUUCAGGAAACAAUAAAAAAAUCCAAAAAUCCAAUAACUCUAGAGAGAGUAUUAGAUGUUUCUUUCCGAAACGAAAGUGCUUUGUCUUUGACUGGCCUACAAAUGACAGAAGCCUGUUGUCCCACAUUGAUAAAGUUCCACAAAACCAGCUGGAAAAGAAUUUUCAGGUGCAAUCAAAGAACUUCUGUUCCUAUGUCUUCACCAAUGCAAAGACCAAGACCCUGAGAGGGGGAAUCAUUGUCACUGGAAAUCGGUUGGGGACUCUGGUGGAAACCUACGUGAAUGCCAUCAACAAAGGAACCAUUCCUUGCUUGGAGAAUGCAGUGAUCACUCUGGCCCAGCGUGAGAACUCAGCAGCUGUGCAGAAGGCAGCAGACCACUACAGUGAGCAGAUGGCCCAGCGGGUGCAGUUCCCCACAGACACUCUCCAGGAGCUGCUGGAGGUGCACACAGCCUGUGAGAAGGAAGCCAUCGCAGUCUUCAUGGAGCACUCCUUCAAGGACGACAAUCAUGAGUUCCAGAAGAAGCUUAUUGAAAUCACAGAGAGAAAGAAGGAAGCUCUCUUGCUGCGGAAUGAAGAUGCAUCUGUCAAAUACUGUCAGGCUCAGCUGGAGCAGCUUUCAGAGGCCCUGAUGCAAAGCAUCUCAAGAGGAGCGUUCUCUGUUCCUGGAGGCCACAGUCUCUACUUAGAAGCAAAGAAUAAGGUGGAAUUUGACUACAAGCUUCUGCCCAGGAAAGGAGUGAAGGCAAUGGAGGUCCUCCAGAGCUUCCUACAGUCACAGUCUAUCAUAGAAAAAUCCAUCCUGCAGUCAGAUGAAGCCCUCACUAAGGGAGAGAAGGCCAUAGCAGCCGAGCGGGCCACGAAGGAGGCAGCCGAGAAGGAGCAGGAGCUGCUAAAACAGCAGCAGAAGGAGCAGCAGGAAAAGAUGGAGGCCCAAGAGAGAAGCUUCCGGGAAAAUGUGGAACAGCUUAAGGAGAAGAUGGAGAGAGAAAAGGAGAACAUUCUGAGAGAGCAGGAAAAGAUGCUGGAGCACAAGCUGAAGGUCCAAGAAGAAUUUCUUACUGAAGGAUUUAAAGAAAAAUCUGAGGCAUUAAGUAAAGAGAUAAAUCGACUAAAUGAAGAGAUUGAAGCAUCUAAAAGAAAUAGUCGCUCGAUAUUUUCACAGAUCCUUACUGGAGUUGGCAGUGUUUUCCUUGCAGUACUCCCUGGGGCUGGUAAAAUAGUUGGUGCACUGUUGACUGCCAUAGGCAGUCUUUUUGAAUAA
Messenger RNA from Urocitellus parryii (Arctic ground squirrel), 1884 nucleotides. RefSeq names its product guanylate-binding protein 3-like. Lineage: Eukaryota; Metazoa; Chordata; Mammalia; Rodentia; Sciuridae. Gene Ontology annotation, molecular function: GTP binding; GTPase activity. The record is from RefSeq and is a predicted model, not a curated record.